GACAGUAUAGCUCCAGAAAAUUUAAGUCUUGAAUCACAAAGAGCUAAAUUCGUGAUGGAGUUAUAUGUGGAGUUGACGGAGUUUGGAAAAAAUCCAAUUGAGAACAUUGAUAUGUUUUUCUUCCCCGUAUAUGAACAAGAACGGUACUUUGCAUUGUGUGUGGAUUUAAAAAGGGAACGAAUCUUUGUGCUGGACAGUCUCAUAGACAUAUUAGGUGAUCAUGAUUUCAGGAAGUAUGACAGCCUUUGCACCAAAGUUCGUACACUAUUGGCGUAUUAUCUCAACUACAAAGAAGAGACCAUGAAGUCAAAAUCGGUGUCGAAUUCCAAAAUGCAAAUUGUCAAACUGAAGUGGGCGGACAAGAGAAAUACAUUGGACACAGCUAUUUAUCUUAUGCGCCACUUGGAGACAUUCAUGGGAGAUAGUUCGUCAAAUUGGAAGUGUGACAUGUCCAACAUAAGUACACGACAAAUCUCUCGAAUGCGGGUGAGGUAUUGCUCGUCCAUAAUAUCAUGCGCUAGGAACGAAGUGAAGAAAGAGAUUGAGGACAAUGCUGCAAUUGAAUAUCGUAAGAUUUGCAGUGAUCCAUCGGUUAACAUAGAUUCAGUCUUGGUGGGUUGAGUUAGAUUGAUUUCUAAAUAAAUUUAAAUUGCCUUGAAUUGUGAACUUAUUUAACUUAACACUUCCAAGUGACUUGAUCGUUUUUUAGAGAUAUUAUGGAUUUAGAUUGUUUUGAGA
Messenger RNA from Salvia miltiorrhiza (redroot sage), 738 nucleotides. RefSeq lists its product as uncharacterized. Bases 55 to 621 code for a protein of 188 amino acids. The transcript has 3 exons. The record is from RefSeq and is a predicted model, not a curated record. Lineage: Eukaryota; Viridiplantae; Streptophyta; Magnoliopsida; Lamiales; Lamiaceae. Gene Ontology annotation, biological process: proteolysis. Gene Ontology annotation, molecular function: cysteine-type peptidase activity.